Lasiodiplodia theobromae is the source of this 2103-nucleotide messenger RNA. RefSeq names its product Histidine-rich protein. Lineage: Eukaryota; Fungi; Ascomycota; Dothideomycetes; Botryosphaeriales; Botryosphaeriaceae. The transcript is spliced from 2 exons. The record is from RefSeq and is a predicted model, not a curated record. The coding region runs from base 1 to 2103 and encodes 700 amino acids.
AUGUUCAGCUUCUUCAACUUCACGAAGCGCAACUCCUCCCAGAAGGAGGCGCAUGCUGGCCCCUCAAGCCAAAUUGCCCAGCGUCACGAUUCACUGGUCGAGCAGCCCGCCUCGCCUCGCCAGUCCACCAAGUCUCCCCAAUCCAACAUCUUCUCGCGCGCCACCCAUCGUCUGCGCCAUGCGCGUUCCUUUACACCUAUCCAAGAUGCGCUGGCCCGCCUCCACAAGCAUAGCCGCUCGAGGACUGCUUCGGCCCCUCCCACCCUUCCCACCCUGUUCACCCCGCCCAACUCUUCGACGGCCUCAGAAUCCGGUCCCGUCCCGGACUGGAUGUCUGACAUCAGCCUGGACAGUGACGACCUCCGCCCCAAGCAGCGCAAAAGCCACUGGAAGACUGCCGCUGGCUACAUCAGCCGCAACGGUCACUGGAUCGGCUUGACGGCUAACAAGCACCACCGCGAAGUCGACUCUCUCCAAGGUGUCCACGAGUCCAACAUGACCAGGCUCGAGGAGGAACAUGAUCAGGAGAUCGCCGCCAUGAACCGCGCGUUCGAUGAGGAAAGGAGGCGCACCAGGGCGGCUAGCCAAAGAAAGCUUAUUGAGCAGAAGCACGCAGUCAAGCAACUGCGCGAGGCUGCCCAGGAGAAGGACAAUGCUAUUGCUAGCCUGGAGCAAGACAAGCAGCAGCUCAUCGAAAUCUGCCACCGCAUGAAUCAGUGGCUGCAGCAGCGCGAUGACACCAUCAACGAGCUGCGGGCUCGUGUCUUCCGGGCUGAGCAAGAUGCUAACCGCUUCGCUCGCGACGACAUGGACUGCAAGAUGGUGGAAGACAGGAAUGCUCGGCAAGCGCGCUACAUCCACGAGCUGCUCGAUCAGAAGCAGCCCAUGGAGGUCGAGCUCGACAUGACCAAGUCGGAGAAUGCUAAUCUGAAGGCACGCGUCAAGGACUUGGAGAACCGGUUGGCUAGCCAGCAACGCUUCAUCCAAGAGGCCGUCGCCAAGUCCAUGAACUCCCAGAUCGAGAAGGUCCUGAAGGAGAACAAGCGCAUCAUGGACGAAUCCGAGAAGCAUCGCAGGGAAGUCGUCGUCCUCAAGAAGAAGCUCAACAGCCAGGCCGGUACCAUCAAGAAGUUUGACGACGACAACCUCGACCAGUUCUGGCAAAUCGCCUUCAAGGACGAACAGCUCGACACCGCCCACCACAAGAUCCGCACCCUCCGCCCCGACGCCUCCAAGGCCGUCGCCCUCGAGCGCGAACUCAUCGCCGCCAACGCCCGUCUGUCCCGGCACUACACCAGGGACGCCAACCUCUCCGCCGACGUCCGCGAGACGAUGAACGGUCUCUACAACCAGCUCGUCCAAGCCCGCAGCGACCUUCAAGAGGCCAAGAGCGAAAUCACCACCCUCAAGCAAGUCGCGAAGGAGCACAAGGACUGCGAAAGCAAGAUGCACGGCAUGGACCAGAUGUACGAGUUCCGCGAGAACGUCAUCUGCGCCCUUCAGAAGCACCACAACCGCGCCGUGCAGAUGUACCAGGAGCUGCGCGUCAAGGCCGGCCUGGAAUCCCAAGUGCCUGAGCCCGGCGCCGUCGGCAUGGACAAGAUCCACCUGCGCGCCAUGUUCGAGAUGGCGGCGCAGCGCCUCGGCGUGGAGUUGACGGACAAAGACUUCAAGCUUUGUGAGCAGCAGGAUGCGGAGAUGCUGGGCGAGUUCACGCAGAAGGCUUGGGGCCACGAGAUGUUCAAUGAGGACUCGCGGAUGCUGGAAAGGCCGCUGACGGCGACUGAGCGGGUCUUUCCCGUCAUUCUCGAGAACGUUGUCAAAGCGUUCUAUGCGAUUAUCGACGAGAGGCCCAUGCCGACCGGGUUGCACCCGCUGAUCAAGGAAGAGGAGAAGGGCAAGGAAAGCGCCAAACAGGAGGCGCAGGCGGAGGCGGAGGGCAAGCCGGCCCCGGUUCGCUUCGCCAAAACCACAAGCCUCUUGGAUGAAGUGCGCAGCGAGGCCAGGGAGAAGGCUUCUCAGAAGCCAGUCGAGGAGCAGGAGGAGCAGGAGGGCCCUGUCGUCAUCGACCUUGGCGAUGGAGUGGAGCGCAAGCAGUUCUAA